This is a messenger RNA of Cuscuta europaea, 4369 nucleotides long. The record is from the annotation of a GenBank genome assembly. Lineage: Eukaryota; Viridiplantae; Streptophyta; Magnoliopsida; Solanales; Convolvulaceae.
UGAUUUGAUUCGUUCUAGGCCGUAAUCUGGUAAUGGGAAGCUCUGUCGCGGGUGCUUCCGAUUGCAUACCUCCCGACUACAAACUAUGCGGUUUCUUGCGCGCAGUUCUUAGGGUUAAAAUUAACCCUACCGACGACAUCGCCGAUAUCCUUCCUUUGGGCUCGCGUUGUCGGAUUGCCGGCGACACCGCCCAUGAUGCGCACUUUGUUGCAGAAAACGGCGUCGUCUUGUAUCCUAUCAGUAACUCCAACCGUGACGGUGUUGGAGCCGAUAGUCCGACGUACAUCUGUUCCAAUGCGCCCUCAGCCUCGAAGAAAAAGUAUAGGAAGACGUAUAAGAAGAAGAAUAAGAAGAGUGUCGCAUUUGCCGUCAAUGGCGCUUCCACUUUGAAGAUGAAUAACAAGUGGAGCAGAAUCGGUAUGGUCCAUGGGAGCAUGAGCGUGGUCCAUCAGCUCCAUGCGCUGAUCACUCAUAAGUGUUUGAGGAUUAAUUCCAUGGUGGUGUCGCUCGCGGCUCAGGAUGGGGAGGUCAGGUCUGUUCUGCUUGUUGAUGUCUACCUGCCAGUGGCAUUGUGGUCAGGUUGGCGUUUCCCUAGGUCCGCCUCUGCUGCUGCUGCACUAUUCCGCCAUGUCAGUUGUGAUUGGAAAGCCAGAAGUUCAAUACUCAAUUUUACCAAACUAGGUGAUGAAGAUAGUAGCAUUUGGAAUCUUUUUGACUGCAAUGCUCUUAGAUGCGAGCAUCAUUGCAGUGCCCCUGACCCAUCCAGGAAAAAGAUCUUUGAGCUUCAUGAAAUAUUUAAGAGCUUGCCUAGCAUAGUAAAGAAGGUUGAUCCGAUAUACUCAAGAAUAAAUGCUUCCGAUCCAAGCAGACCUGGUAUCUGGCUCGUAUCCGAUGAUUUAUUGGUCAAUAUUCUUUGUUCCCUUAAUCCCAUUGACCUUGUCCGGGUUUCUGCAACAUGUCGCCAUUUAAGAUUUUUGACUGAAGCCAUCAUGCCUUGUAUGAAAUUGAAGCUGUAUCCUCAUCAACAAGCUGCAGUUGAGUGGAUGUUACGGCGUGAGAGGGAUGCUGGACCCUUGCAGCAUCCCCUGUAUAUGAAUUUUGUUACUGAAGACGGAUUUUCUUUUUAUCUAAAUGUGGUUUCUGGUGAAGUUGUAACAGAAGCUGCUCCUAUUGUUAGGGAUUUUCGUGGAGGAAUGUUUUGUGAUGAGCCUGGACUUGGUAAAACUAUUACUGUUCUUUCACUCAUUCUAAAGACACAAGGAACAUUGGCUGAGCCACCAGAUGGUGCACAAGUGAUCUGGUGCACACAUAAUGCAUAUCAGAGGUGUGGUUAUUAUGAGCUGAAGAGUGAAAGUGAUGCGGUACUAUCACCAGCUAAUAGGCUUAUGGGGCAAAAAGCUAGGCGAGGAAUAUUUUCUCCGGAUAAAUUGCGGACAAUAGGAAGCUUGCCUUUAAAGACUGCCUUUUCUGAUCCAGCUAAGUGUGUAAUAGGCUCAGGAAUCGACUUACAGGCAGAUACAUUCUCCACACCUCCUGCAUGUGCUACUCGAUGUACCAGAAGCUGGAGCCAAGUGAACAGGAAUCUUUUGAAUGCUUAUCAAGAUUUAUCUGUAUACCAGGAAGAGGAAAGUCCAAGUAAACACAUUAAGAAGAGAAAAAAUGUUUCAAAUGGUCAGAAACAGAAUAGUCAAACACAUGAAUUGUCCUCUACUGGAAGGAGGCUUAAGAAGUUCAAUGCAAAUAACCUUGAAUACGAUGAAACUUGGGUCCAGUGUGAUGCUUGUCGCAGGUGGCGGAGACUUGAUGAUGUGUUAACAAUGGAUUCAAGCCGAGCAUGGUUUUGCAGUAUGAACACUGAUCCUUUAUUUCAGACUUGUAGUGCUCCAGAAGAAUCUUGGGAUUCUAAACAGCCCGUAACCUCCCUUCCGGGAUUCCAUACUAGGGGAGUUCCUGGAUGUACGGAAGAAAAUGUUUCCUUUUUCGUUAAUGUGCUAAAAGAUCAUUAUACAUUGAUUGAUCCAGAAACAAAAAAGGCACUUACUUGGCUGGCUACACUGUCAGCUGAAAAGCUUUCAGAAAUGGAAACAGCUGGAUUGGUUCAUUCUGCUAUAGAUACAGGAGGUUCUCACCCGUUCAUCAGAAUAUUUCGAGCCUUUGGUCUGAUUAAGAGGGAAGAAAAGGGAAUUACUAGAUGGUUCUACCCAAGAGCACUUGUCAACUUGGUAUUUGAUUUGGAUGCACUCAGAACUGCCCUCUGUAGGCCUUUAAAUUCGAUUAGGCUGUAUCUAUCGCGAGCAACUUUAGUCGUUGCUCCUUCAAAUCUAGUAGACCAUUGGAAAACUCAGAUUGAGAAACAUGUUAGACCUGGUCAGCUGCGUGUUUUUGCGUGGACUGAUCACAACAGGCCUUCUGUACACAAUCUUGCUUGGGAUUAUGAUGUUGUUAUUACUACCUUUAGUCGUCUAAGUGUUGAGUGGAGUCCCACAAAGAGAAGUGUUUUGAUGCAAGUUCAUUGGCUACGAAUAGUAUUAGAUGAAGGUCAUACACUCGGGUCGAGUUUGAGUUUGACAAAUAAGUUGCAAAUGUUAGUUGCUCUAAGGGCUGCGAAUCGUUGGCUAUUAACAGGCACACCAACUCCCAACACCCCAAACAGCCAGCUUUCUCAUCUGCAUCCAAUGCUAAAGUUUCUUCAGGAUGAAGCUUAUGGUCAUAAUCAGAAAUCAUGGGAAACUGGCAUUCUUAUGCCAUUUGAGGCAGAGAUGGAGGAAGGCAGGACACGCUUGUUACAAUUACUGCACAGAUGCAUGAUUAGUGCCAGGAAGAAAGAUUUGCUAGUCAUCCCUCCCUGUAUCAAGAAAGUGAUGCUCUUGAGUUUUACUCAAGAUCAUGCAAGAAGUUACAAUGAACUUGUGGAGACGGUAAGGAGGAAUACAUUACUGGCAGACUGGAAUGAUCCUUCUCAUGUUGAGAGUUUACUGAAUCCAAAGCAGUGGAAAUUCCGCAGUGCUACCAUAAGAAAUGUGAGACUUUCUUGUUGUGUGGCUGGACACAUUAGAGUAACAGAUGCCAGUCAAGAUAUUCAGGAAACUAUGGAUAUUUUAGUCAGUAAUGGUUUGGAUCCCGUUUCAGAGGAGUAUGCCUUAGUAAAAUCUAACCUUCAAUUUGGUUGUAACUGUAUGAGGUGCAACGUAUGGUGCCGUUUGCCUGUCAUUACACCAUGCAGACACCUGUUGUGUCUGGACUGUGUUUCUCUGGACAGUGAAAAGUGUACAUUUCCUGGAUGUAGUAAUCUAUAUGAGAUGCAGAGUCCUGAAAUACUAACCCGUCCUGAAAAUCCUAAUCCAAAGUGGCCUGUCCCAAAGGAUCUUAUUGAGCUACAACCUUCUUAUAAGCAGGACAAUUGGAAUCCGGAUUGGCAGUCAACUUCUAGUAGCAAAGCAGCGUAUCUUGUACAUAAAUUAGAGGAACUUCAAGAAGCUAAUAGGCUACUUGUGCAGACUAUUGAGGAUGAAGGUGUCAAUAGUGUUUAUAAACUUCAUGUCCCAUUUUCGCAAAACAUCAGAAUGACUUCGCAUGGGCAAAAGAGUGAUUUUCUCACGGCUCUUCCAGAGAAAGCCAUUAUAUUUUCUCAAUUUCUUGAGCAUAUACAUGUGAUCGAACAACAGCUAACAAUCGCUGGUAUUCAGUUCGCGAGUAUGUAUAGUCCAAUGCAUUCUUCCAACAAGAUAAAAUCAUUGGCCACUUUUCAACAUGAUCCGAACUGUUUGGCUCUUCUGAUGGAUGGAAGUGCAGCUUUAGGUCUUGAUCUAAGUUUUGUAUCACAUGUUUAUGUGAUGGAACCAAUAUGGGACAAGAGUAUGGAAGAGCAGGUGAUUAGUCGAGCUCAUAGGAUGGGUGCAACACGCCCUAUUUAUGUGGAAACUUUGACAAUGCGUGGUUCAAUUGAAGAACAAAUGCUCAAUUUCUUGGAGGAUCCUGAUGAAUGUAGAAGCCUACUGAAUGAAGUGCACGAUAAACAGGGCCGUGAUGGAUCACGGCUUCAUCGCACAGUUCAUGACUUCGCUGAAAACAAUUAUCUAGCUCAGCUGAGCUUCGUUCGGACUUCCUCUGCAACAUAGCAUUAGCAUAUUUAUUACUACGUGUGUUUCUGGAGAUUCCAUAAUGGAGUUGAUGGUCAGGAUUUAUUUUUUAUUCACUCUAACUGCUUUUGUGCACACAUUUGUAUAUAAUUGGGCUACUAAAUGUGCCAUUGUAGUUUUGUUGAUGGAUUGGAUGUACUCCGUAUAUCAAUUCAUUUUAGUUCAGUUCUAAUAGUAAUAUCAUUUCAAAACUUACGUAGACCCUUAUUAAUUUCAGAUGUGAAACAAAG